Messenger RNA from Coprinopsis cinerea okayama7#130, 1128 nucleotides. RefSeq lists its product as hypothetical. The record is from RefSeq and is a predicted model, not a curated record. The transcript has 4 exons. The coding region runs from base 1 to 1128 and encodes 375 amino acids. NCBI's taxonomy places the organism in Eukaryota, Fungi, Basidiomycota, Agaricomycetes, Agaricales, Psathyrellaceae.
AUGUCCCCCAUCGUCUUCGACCUUCAUCAUGGUGGUCGCACAACCGAAGCCUUUGGUCGCCACUGCCAAUACCUGCUGCGAACGAAAUUCGACGAGAAAACCAACAUUCCCAAGACGAAGUUCCCCCUAACCUUGCGCGCUGAAGCUCGCCAAAUCGUCAACAUGGCUCACAGCGCGUUCGGCAACAGAGCCCAGCUGAAAUGGUCAUUUGAUAAACUUUCCAGGAAACUCGACGAACUUUCUUCAGGCCAGCUUACCCCUGAACAAGCGCAGGAGCUUCGCGAAGCGUUUGAGCCACUGGGGAAGCGCCUUGAGACCGGAAGGCUCCCUUGUUUAACGGAACCAGUGUGCUUCGUGGAUUCGGACGGGGUUAUCGGGUUUUGGAGUUUCCCCAAUGCCAUCCAGAGAAAGCGACAGGACAUCCUGUUGAACGCUGUUCAACAGCUCUCUCGAAGCAGUGGGUUGGACCGCGUGGACAAUGGACCCCACCGUUUUUUCCACCACAGAGAAAAUGCGCUCGGUUCGGGCGAAGCAGAGCUGGCGUUGUGCACUGUACCUGAUGGGGCAAAGGUGCCGACCCUGUCCCAAACCUUACUUGGGCAGAAGCGCGCAACGUACAUCGGGUUUCUUGAAGAAAUUGAAGAAAGCUUUGCCGUGCUUGGAGGCAUCCUUGCCGUCACUCAUCCUUGGUUGUUCGACGCCGCCCUCGCCGUUCUUUCUUCAAUGGAAGAGGGCAAGAUUGAUAUCUCGCAGCCGGAAAAUCUUCACCAAGUCCUUACCUUCUGGUCAGCCCCGUUUACCAAAUUCAAAGUCGUCACCAACCGCGAAACCGUCCUCCAAAGGAACCUCAACAGCCCUCCCUGGACCUAUGACCUCGUCUGGACCGGUGGUACCUUGUCCAACGGCCGUUUCGAGUGCCCUAGCUUGGGGUAUCGAUUCAUCAAUGACCCCGGUACUGUCUUCGUAGGACUUCUCGGUAUCCUCGAACACGGCAUCGCGCUUGGCAAGUCCGAACAAGUCCAGUUUUUUGCUUCGUUCGAGGAGUCUAUUCUUAAGCAUGUCCCCCAGCAUUACAUACCUAAAGCGCCCACUGUGGACCUUUGGAGAGGGUAUUGGUAUCAUAAGUAG